UGAUUGGCUACGGUGGCGGCCGAGGCGGCUUCCGGCAGGGGGCGGUGAGAGGAGAAGCAAUAUGGCGGCGGGGAGUGGAGCGGGACCGCAGGAGAUGAUGGAGGUCUUCUUCCCAGAUUGUUGGUUUUAGGAAGAUGUGAUGGGAGGAAAAAGUGCAUCCAAAAUCAAAGUAGAAACAAGGGUGGAUAAACGGAUUGAGUCUGAGGAGUCGGGGGACGAAGAAGGGAAGAAGCAGGCAGUGCGCUUAGUGACAGACCUCAGCCAGCAGAGCCUGAGGGAUGAGCAGAACGGCGAGAACUCUGCAGGUUGGAAUGCCCAGGCAAAAGCAAACUCAGCAAAGGAAAUGAUGGUUGGAGGAGGAGUAGAGACAAUUUUGAAUCGUGUUAUCUUCAGAGGGAUGCUGGCUGUAACUGUAAAGAAAAAGGAGUCCUGCCCAGGAGAAGCAGAGACACCAGUUGACAUGGAGACAAUUAACCUGGACCCAGAAGCUGAGGAUGUUGACUUGAAUCAUUUCCGAAUUGGCAAGAUUGAAGGAUUUGAGGUUCUCAAGAAAGUGAAGACUCUGUGUCUCCGUCAGAAUUUGAUUAAGCGCAUUGAAAACCUGGACCAGUUGCAGACCUUGCGGGAACUGGAUCUUUAUGACAAUCAGAUUCGGAAGAUUGAGAACUUGGAGUAUCUGGUGGAACUUGAGAUCCUGGACAUCUCCUUUAACAUUCUGCGACACAUUGAAGGACUAGAUCGGCUCACUCAACUUAAAAAGCUCUUCCUUGUCAACAAUAAAAUCAACAAAAUUGAGAAUCUGAGCAACUUGCAGAUGCUACAGAUGUUGGAGUUGGGAUCAAAUCGAAUUCGGGCAAUUGAAAACAUUGACACCUUGGCCAAUCUUGACAGUCUUUUCCUUGGAAAGAAUAAAAUCACCAAGCUCCAGAACCUGGAUGCGCUGACAAACCUGACGGUGCUCAGCAUACAGAAUAACCGCCUGACCAAGAUCGAGGGGCUGCAGUGCUUGGUGAACCUGCGCGAGCUGUACCUCAGCCACAAUGGCAUCGAAGUCAUCGAGGGACUGGAGAACAAUAACAAACUCACGAUGCUGGAUGUUGCAUCCAACAGAAUCAAGAGGAUUGAGAACAUCAGUCACCUAACAGAGCUGCAGGAGUUCUGGAUGAAUGACAACUUAGUGGAGAGCUGGAGUGACCUGGAUGAACUGAAAGGAGCCAAACAUUUGGAAACUGUGUAUCUGGAGAGAAAUCCCUUGCAGAAGGAUCCCCAGUACCGGCGCAAAAUCAUGCUGGCCCUCCCCACUGUCCGGCAGAUUGAUGCCACCUUUGUUCGAUUCUAAACCUCCUGCUGUCUUCUCCACUGGCCUCCUUGGAGAGGCCCUCCCAGCUGGGUUUUUUUAUCCACCUAACCACACAGCCCAGGUCUUCAGUACACUGACACUCACAAAGCAGAUGGUCAACAAAAAGCACUGAGUACCAGAUCUUGUGUACAAUGCACUCAUUGUUUUUGAGAUGUUGUUGUUAUUAUUAAAUCUUAAUAUGGAGACUUC
This is a messenger RNA of Pogoniulus pusillus (Red-fronted tinkerbird), 1549 nucleotides long. It is a transcript of the gene PPP1R7, whose product is annotated as protein phosphatase 1 regulatory subunit 7. Gene Ontology annotation, molecular function: protein binding. Lineage: Eukaryota; Metazoa; Chordata; Aves; Piciformes; Lybiidae. The record is from RefSeq and is a predicted model, not a curated record. The transcript is spliced from 13 exons. The coding region runs from base 140 to 1339 and encodes 399 amino acids.